Moneuplotes crassus is the source of this 1824-nucleotide messenger RNA. NCBI's taxonomy places the organism in Eukaryota, Ciliophora, Spirotrichea, Euplotida, Euplotidae. The record is from the annotation of a GenBank genome assembly.
UAAGAAUUAAGAGAUGUAGAAGAUGACUCUAAUAUGCUAGAGCAAGGGGAAAGAGAAAACUCAGAGAAUCUAAGCUUUUUGGUUUUUGGAAAUCAGAAUUUUGAACAGUUUGAGUUUACUUUAGGCAGCAGAAAAAUUGAAACAAGAAAUUAAUAGCCAAAAGAUGGAGUUAGAGCAAAUAAAAUAUACAGAAGAGAAAAAAGAGAAGUUAACUGGAGAAAGCAAAGAUAAUGAUGAACCCUUUACUCUUAAAAAGGAAGGAGAAAAUGUACUUGACAGUGAGAGAAUUCUGUCCAACUGGCUGAUAUUCCUCACAGAAGGAGAAACCCCCAGCAGACGCGCAUAUCAUAGCUCAUUUAUUUACCAAGAUCAUCUUUAUAUCCAUGGAGGGCAUGACAUCAGGGAGGGAACAAUGAGUUGUCUCUGGAGAAUAGACAUCAGUCAUAAAAAUAAAGAGCCAAAAUGGGAAAAAAUAGAAAAUUUCCCAAAUAAAAAUUCUCCAGGAAAAAUCGCCUAUCAUACCAUCACAGUAGUUGGAACUACAGCGUAUCUGAUUGGAGGAUCUUCACAAGGAGUAGACUCUAUGAUCGAUUACACUCUUGAUCUAGAAACAUUUAAUUGGACCAAAGUAAAAAGAGACAAAAAUUCCCCUAUAUCUAUCGACGAGCACUCUUCCACUCUGGUAGACAAUGAUAUUUACAUCUUUGGAGGGAAUGUAGCUGGGUUCAGAAGUGCAGAAAUGUACACAUUUAACAUCACUAAUUAUAAAUGGAAGCAUAUAAAACCUGACAACAAAGGACCAUGAGCAAGAUCAUCUCACUCUUGUGUGCAUUCAGAUGGGAAGCUUUAUAUUUAUGGAGGGAAAGAUGAAGAUACUAAUAAGCUCAAUGAUCUCUGGGAAUUUGACCUCAAAACUCAAACUUGGAAAGAGAUCACCAUCACCCAAGAUGUUCCUCUGUCAAGAAGUGGCCAUUCAGCAACUGUAUACAAAAAUUUCAUGAUCAUAUUUGGAGGAAUACACGAAUUAACUCAAGAGCUUAAUGAUUUAGAGGCUUUUGACUUAAAAUCUAAGAAAUGGUAUUCGGUAAUAGAGGAGAAAUGCUCGCCUACUCAUUCAAAUCUGUUAAACGGAGGCUUCUCUCCGGAUCGUAAGAGUAUUGCCAAUAUGGUUCCAUCCCCUUAUAACAAGACUAUUGCCAAUAAUCGUAGAGUCCAUACUCAAGAAGAUGAAGAAUCGAAGGGAAAAUCCUUCAUGCUUUCUGUUCAGAAAACAGCUUCCAGGAACCGUUCCAGACAGCAGAACCUGACCAUUUCCAAUUAUGGCAAGAACCUGACCUUGACUCAACUUGAGAAGAAAGUUAAGGAGAAAUAGAAGGGCUCAAGAGCAUAUUAGUGAAGAAACACUCCUUACUAGUCCAACUUCUCUAUCAAUGAAGAAUUCAUUCCUCAUAAAAACUGCUGGCAAAGCUUUCGAUAACUAUGCUCAUCAAGUCCAAAAGAGAAACAGAAAGAAGCACAGCUUUAACUUGAACUCCAACAAUCUUCCUGAUUACUCUGCUAGCUACAAUAAUUUGGGUUCAGGGCAAGCAUAUGAGAAGUCUAUGGGAAAGGUAGAAGCCUCUCUCCCCAAGCCUAGAGAUGGUCUCUCAGGAAACAUUUACAAUGACAGAUACCUCGUUAUAUUUGGAGGAGAUAGACAUCAUGUUCCAUUCAAUGAUCUGUACACACUAGAUCUUGCAAAAGAGAUGUAAUAUUCUCAAAGUGAGAAAGCCCUUAGAACUCAUAGAUAUUCGUUGUUUGGCUCAUAAAUCAUAUUUCAACGAU